Messenger RNA from Tachysurus vachellii, 7082 nucleotides. It is a transcript of the gene jmy, whose product is annotated as junction mediating and regulatory protein, p53 cofactor. Gene Ontology annotation, cellular component: nucleus; cytoplasm. The record is from RefSeq and is a predicted model, not a curated record. Lineage: Eukaryota; Metazoa; Chordata; Actinopteri; Siluriformes; Bagridae. Gene Ontology annotation, molecular function: actin binding; transcription coactivator activity; Arp2/3 complex binding. Gene Ontology annotation, biological process: Arp2/3 complex-mediated actin nucleation; intrinsic apoptotic signaling pathway by p53 class mediator; 'de novo' actin filament nucleation. The transcript is spliced from 10 exons. Bases 555 to 3140 code for a protein of 861 amino acids.
UUUUUCUUAGCCUGUUAGCCUGUUAGCUUGGUGACGUCACGGCAGCGCUCGAGCCGAUCGGACCGCACUGAUCCCGCCCCCUGUGUGCGUGUGACGUCACGGCAGAACCCUCACGCGCCGUGCGCUUGCUUGUAAACAGAUCCUCCCACGUGACCGAGUGAGCAGCAGCGCUCGAGCGCACUCGACUCCCGCAUUGUGCUCUCUGUCCGAGGGACAAAAGGCAAGAAGGGGAGAGAAAAAAAAAAACACAAACCAACGAAGCAAAGUCUUUAAAAACAAAGUGCUCGGGAUAACAGGUGGAGAGGAGGAGAGCAGCGAGGAAGAGGACGAGGAUGAAGAGGGACAGGCUUCAGAAUCACGAGUGUGCGCGAGAUGUUUCGGUUCAUCCGCGGCUGCUUUGUAGUUCACACGGUGUUUUAAACUAGCGUGACGUCAUAACGGAGACGUUUCACCACGUCGUCAUCGAGCCGAGUCUUUAUUUUUAUUAUUAUUAUUAUUGUUAGAGUAACGGGUUUGUUUUAAAGCCGAUACUUUAGCCGUUAGCUCACCGUUAGAUGUCAUUCACAAUGGAGGAGUCUUUGGAGUGCGGCUGGGUCUCAGUGAGGCCGAACGUGUUCGAGGAAAAAGACAAGCACAAGUUCGUCUUCAUCGUGGCCUGGAACGACAUCGAGGGCAAGUUCGCGGUCACCUGCCACGACCGGACGGUGCAGAAGCGCAGCGCGGCGGCGCGGGACUCGGUGUCCGAGCUGACGGAAGGCGCGCGGCUUCAAGACAAACGUCCGGUGGCGUCGAAGAGCACGAGAGAAAAAGCCCCAGAUAAAUCCAAGCCCACGCGAAGCCCGAGCAGAACCGCCGCGCUGGCGGACAUCGAGGUUCUCGAGCCCGAGGCCCGUUUUCCGGACGACACCGAGGACCCGGACACCGGCGUCCCCAUCGGCGGUGACUCGAGCUGGGCCGGUUUGUUCUCCUUCCAUGACCUGCGCACGGCACACGGGCAGCUCUGCGCGGUCAACUCGGACCUCGAGCCGUGUCUGCCUCCGUUCCCCGAGCAGGAGCAGCAGUCGGCCGUGUGGUCGGUGCUGUUCGGCGUCCCGGAGGUCACGCGGCGGGACACGGAGGCGCUUUGCUACCAGCUACAGGUGUACCUGGGGCACGCGCUGGACACGUGCGGGUGGAAGAUCCUGUCCCAGGUGCUGUUCGCGGACGGAGACGACACGGAAGAGUACUACGAGAGUCUGAGUGAGCUGCGGCAAAAGGGCUACGAGGACGCGCUGCAGAGACAAAAAAAGCGUCUGCACGAGUUGUUGGAGAAGCAGCGAGGUAUGGAGCGCAUGGUGGAGCUGCUGCAGUUGUACUCGGAGCAGGACGAGGCGUACGGCGAUCUGGUGGAGGCCACCACCGAACUCUACCACUACCUGCUGCAGCCCUUCAGAGACAUGCGAGAGCUCGCCAUGCUGCGCCGACAGCAAAUAAAGAUCUCUCUGGAGACGGAUUAUCUGGGUCCGCGUCGAAUCGAGGCGCUCAGGAGGGAGGAUGAGGAUUGGCAGAGGAAGGCUCACACCGCAGUGCUGUCUAUCCAGGACCUCACUGUGAAGUACUUUGAGACCACAGCACGGGCACAGAAAGUGAUGUACGAGCGCAUGCGAGCCGACGAGAGGAAGUUCGGGAAGGCGGCGUGGGGCGCGGCGGUGGAGCGCAUGGAGAAGCUCCAGUAUUCUGUUUCCAAGGAGACGCUGCAACUAAUGCGUGCCAAGGAGAUCUGUCUGGAACAGAGGAAACACGGGCUGAGAGAGGAGAUGCAGGGGCUCCAGGACGGCGAGGACGCGAUGGCGCGUCUGGAUCACUUAGAAGCGUUAUACUACGAGUUGCAACUGCAGCUCUACGAGAUCCAGUUCGAGAUCCUGAAGUACGAGGAGUUGUUGCUGACCGCGCAGCUGCAAAGCCUGCGCAGACAGAUGUCUGAGAGGCAGGACGAGGUGGUUUACUACGACACUUACGAAAGUCCUGACGCCCUGCAGGCCACCGAUGAGGUGUCUCUCGCUCCUGCACCUCUGAGAGACGAAGUCACCCAGCUGCAGCAAAGGACACGGCAGCUGGAGGCUAGGAGGGGACGCAUCACUGCCAAGAAAGCCUACCUCAAAACCAAAAAGGAAAUCUGCAUCGUCAAUCACACCCAGAAACUGCAGCACCGCCAGGGCGGCCAGGACCGCGACUCCCAGCAUGCUUUGCAACAGCAGGAUGAAGAGGAAGACGAAGUGAGGAACACACGAGUCAGCCAAGAGAGACAGAAGACAUUGGACAGGCUGCGCAGCUUUAAACAGCGCUACCCCGGUCAGGUCACCCUGAAGUCCGCCCGGCUCCGGCAAGCACACGCUAGAAAGAAAAACGGCGCUGCGCAAAUAACUACGAAAGCGAGUCAGCCCCAGACGCAGGUGGCGAGCGUGCAGACGGACGACGCCCCGGCUUCUCUGAAAGACUCCACCGUCGUCCCGGGGCUCCAGAGACCCGAAGGAUUCAUGUCUUUACCCUCGAACAUCCCGCCCAUUCCAGAAACGCUCGGGCCGUCGUCCCUGCCCACGCUCACAGAGCGCAACGUUCUGGACUCAUCCACAUCUCCGAUCUCUCCCCCUCCUCCACCUCCUCCUCCUCCACCUCCUCUUCCUUCUCUGGAGGACACGUCCACACCGGGACAGGGACAAGAGGGCAGCCCCGUGUCCCAACCCAAAGCGGAAAGUCCUCUCGGCCCGUUCACCGCUCGCUUCUUUGACAGCAGUCAGCUAGUGAACGCGCGCAAAAAGCUGAGAAAGACGUCUUCUCUGGAGUCUUCACAGUGGAGGAGAGCGUCCUCUCCUAUGGACGAAGUCCUGGCCAGCCUGAAGCGUGGGAGCUUCCACCUGCGCAAGGCGGAACUGCGCGUUCUCGCUCCAGACCCAGACCAGGACGACGGGAACAACAUCCUGGCUCAGAUCCGACGCGGCGUGAAGUUAAGGAAGGUGCGACGUCACGAGCAGCAGCGCUGUCCAGAAUCCAGUGACCCGCUCACGCGAAGCAUCCACGAAGCCCUGCGUCGCAUCAAAGAGGCUUCACCCGAGUCCGAGUCUGAGGACGAGGGGCUGCCGUGCACCGACUGGGAAAGCUAGAUCACUCAGUACACACACACACACACACACAUUCAUUUUCAAUCCUACACACACACCUUAGUGCACACACAUUACUGACCAGUGAAAUCUCAACGCAGCACUGCUCGGGCUCAUCGAGGCUGUCAAGUUUAUUAAGAAAAAGCAUUAAAUAUGUUGUUUUGUAGCCGUGAGACCAGGACGUGGGCCUUGGUACAAACUGCUGUCAGGCUCAGACCACUGACCCACUCACACACACACACACACACACACACACACACACGGCUUAAAAAGCACAACCUUCAUAUGUUCCGUCUCGUCUCUCUUUCUGUGCCUGUUUCUCUCUCUCUCUCUCUCUCUCUCUCUCUCUCUCUCUCUCUCUCUUUCUCUCGCUCGCACAGUUUCCCUCGGCUUCUGGUUUCAUCCAGCCGUCGGUUCUAGCCGCUGUUUAUAUUUGGUUUUUUUUUUGUUUUUGCUUUUUGUUUUUAUCUAUUUUUUCGGCACCAGAAGACGAUACCACACAUCAAACGAACAAAUUAAUUUACAAUUCAUUUAUCGAUUCAGAAACGAAACACAAUCAUUCCCGACAGUCGCUCCAGUGCGGUCCGGCGAUUAAAAUUCCUGACGUUUAUAUUCCCGAAGCGAGCCGUGUAACCUCAGCGUCUCUGAAACCCGUGUUUAAGGUUCUUACGUGGUUCUUUUUUCUCUCCUUUCCAUUUCGGACCAUGUUGCAUUCCCCAAGCUUUGCUUUUCUCUGCAUGGUUAAGAUGGAAAGCUGCAUUAAAUUUUUUUUUUGGUAUAUUUUUUUUUCUCCUUUUCUCCAGCUUUUUGCUUGGUCACAGUUGGAGAAACCCACCGUGUGUGUAGUGAUGCACUGAUGCCACCUACAGCCAACAUCUUUUAUCUACAGUUCACACCUCACAAGUGCCGCUUUUUUUUUUUUACCUUGAUUUGUUUUGUGUGUGUUUCUUUACUCAUAUGAAGUAUUUACUUUUAGAUCUCUGUAGACUAUUUUUUUUUUUUAUCUAUUCAUACUUAUUCACCAAGUUCAUGUCACUUAUUGCCCAAGUCCAUAAUGUUUGUGCGAGUGUGUGUGUGUCUGUGUGUGUGUGUGUUUUUAUACAUUAAUUAUAGAAGUUGCACAAGCACAGUACAUCAAUGAGUACAUGAGUAGUUUUUUUGUAGUUAUUAUCCACUUUCUUUUUUCAUUCUUUCUUUUCUUUUCUUUUCUUUUCUUUUUUAAUUGCGAUGUGGGGGGGGGGGGUUUCUGAUCAACCUAUUUAAUUCAGAAGGAACGGAUCAGGAUUGGUUUUGCGCAGCCAAUGACACGAAGAAGAGACUAGAGGUAACUUCUUUCACUAGCUACAGAAGUUCUCCAAAAAGUUUAAAGCAGCAGCUUGUCAUUUUUACAGCCCUCUGCUGCCUGCUAGCGGAAUUACAAUCGCAGGGAAAAAAAACUGACAAGCUUUCAUCUACUUUACAACAAGCCCCGCCCCCUGUUUCAUGAGUUUUCCUUUCUUUCUUUUUUUCCUUCUUUCUUUCUUUCUUUCUUUCUUUCUUUCUUAUUAUUUUUAUUUCUUGGUAAGUGCAGGAACUCAUUUCCAGGCCAGAAAAACUGAAGCUUGACCAAAGACGCUAACAAGAGCCAAUCUUUUUUCUCUGAUCGAUAUCAGAUAACAUGCCGAAACGAAUCAAUACACGAGGCUGAUUUACUUGUUCCUUGCAAAUUAUUCCGUAUAAACCGUGUCUUAUGCGUUGCAAACAUAUCACACGGAGUAGCUAGCAAAUAUCCGUCGUAGCUAGCUAGCGUAUAUCGGACCAACUUUUUAUAAACGACGUGUUUAUCGACGAAACGUAUCAGAACUUUCCGAAGAGCCGUCGUAGCUGUUAACGCCUCGGUUGCACUGACCAUAAGUAAUUUUGGUCCUGGUGCGAUCACGUUACGUCAGAAUUCUGGAAACGAUCUUCAUGAAACAAGGUUCCUUUAAGUCAUUAGUUAACCUGAACAAAUCGUGUACCUCAGCGUUAACAAACCUCAUAUAAUGUUGUAUAACUAAUCUAACUAACUCUUGAUUUAAAAAAACAUCCACCCGGGUUAAUUAACGUACAUCAUCAGCAAACCCACAGCUUUUUUUUUAUUAGCAGUAAAUUACUGACAAAACACUUUUCAGUUAACGUAAGUGUUAACUUCUCUUGUUCUCAAUACGAUUAGCUUAUUAAGCCUCAGUUUAUCAUGUAUUAAUGUUAAUUAACACGCUGGAUAAUGCAAAGUAAGGGAAUCUAAACAGUGUUACCCUCUAACCAAUGUCCAGUAACCUUAGAACCUUGAAAAUUGAUAUCAAGUGUGGAUUUAACUGACUUAAGCCAGUUAGCGUUACUGCUAUAGAAUUACGGCGAAUUAUCCGUGUACACUCUGGCUCCUAGUUUGUCGCUCGUGAGUGAACGUAUAGAACGUAUAGAUCUGGGUAAAUAUGAAAGAAAUCCUUGUGAAUAUUGUUAAGUUUAAGUCACAUGCUAAGUUUCACCGACCGAAGAUUUGCAAUACGAGCUAGCUGUGCGUUAGCGAUCUCCACGUCAUACGUGUAGAAAGUGAAAGUGACGUGACAUACAGUAAGUACGGUGACCCGUACUCAGAAUUUGUUCUCUGCGUUUAACCCGUCCAAAGUGCACACACACAGCAGUGAACACACACACACCGUGAACACACACCCGGAGCAGUGGGCAGCCAUUUAUGCUGCGGCGCCCGGGGAGCAGUUGGGGGGUUCGGUGCGUUGCUCAAGGGCACCUCAGUCGUGGCCGGCCCGAGACUCGAACCCACAACCUUAGGGUUAGGAGUCAAACGCUCUAACCCUCUAAUUAGGCCACGACUUAUGUUACCAUGUAGCUUUGUCACUCAGAAAUCGGGUCUCGGUGUUAGAAAUGAGCCACAUUAGCAGCACACUCGACGGCUUGCUCACGUGAACACAGGGUCGCUGUGAGCUACCGGAAUUCUGACAUAACACAAACGCACUAUAAUCCCUAAAACCUUUCAGCCAGUUCCUGCAGAUUUGUUUUCACCAAACCUUUCUGUCAGUUUCGCUAAUUAAAGUCCCGCCAGUUUUAACACCUCAGCUUUUCCGUGGCAAUUCCGAGUUUACGAGCGGAGAUUUUAUCCAGCUGCCUGUUACGGUGCUGCCUACCGAACACCACGUGCAAUCAGCCAGCUAGUGCUGUGUUCUCGUAUGACAACAGGAACAUAACGUAUCGCUUACCGCGUAACUCUGUCGAAGGAAUGCGAGCUGAUCCGAGGUCAGUCGAUACGUUUUGUUUUGGGUUUUUUUUUUGGCUGUUCUGGGAUCAGCUCGCCAACAACGCUGUAGUUAUGAUAGUGAGAAUAUCUGCUGUCACUCUCUGGGCUGCACUUUUAUUUUUAUUUAAACACGUUUUCAUCAUUUGUACUGUAUUUAGUCUUUUUUUUUUUUUUGUUUGUUUUUUUAAGAUUCAUUAAUACAUAUUCCACUUCUUUUAAUCAUGUUAUUUGCAGUAUACAUUCUAUGCAUUGCUAUCUUAUGUCUUUAUAACUCAUCCCUAAAAAAAAAAAAAUGUCAUUUGUGUAACACAACACUACAGUUUUGAUCCCCUGACCCCUGACCUCAACAAAUACAAACCCAGAUAUCUAUACGUGACUUGACGCAGUCACUAGAAACGUGCAAUAUUAUAGCAGAAACUGAAAAAUGCGUAUUUUUCACGUGUAUUAUAAUGUAACGAAACAGGAAAUCAAAGAAUUACAGCUGCAUGAUUGCCUAAAGUACAUGUAUUUAUUGAGCUUAAUAUUUAAACAUGUGUAACAGUAAAGUAAAAGUAAUUUUUUUAAGCAUUUGUUUUAUUUUGUAUUUACAUUAUUUUCUCCCCCAAACCAUUUUUAUUCCUAAUACAUGUUUGAUAAUUCAGUUGCAUUUUCUCACCCUGAAAUAAAUAAAUAAAUAA